AUGUGAAGCAAUAAGAACAAUGUAUAUGAAGACAUACAGUUCCAGCUUAUCUUCUUUUAUUGAUACCCUCAUUGCUUCACAUUUAUUAACGUUUCACCUAACUCCAGUUUCUGCUCUAAAAAUAAAUAAAUAGUGCUGUGUGUGUUAGGAUUUAAGGGUCAAAGUAUCUGCGUUCACAUAUUCGUUGAGCCUCUAUAUAAAUCCCUUAACCCUUUUGCUACUACUCCCACUUUUAGUUGUUCAUAUUAUACAACCAAAAUGACAAAAAGUAUAGCUCCUUCUCUGAUUCUCUUUGUUCUGUAUGCGUCCACCGCAGCUAUAGCCAUGGCCAGAAACCUUGGAGAGGAAUAUAGCGAUGAUACAGAGUUCGUGAAAGCCUCCUGUGAGACAACAACGUACCCGGAACUAUGCUUUCAGUCUCUGUCUUCAUACGCAAGCGAGAUCAAGAAGCGGCCUCGUCAGCUCGCUGAGACAGCGCUUGCUGUUAGCUUGGCCCGAGCAAAGUCAGCCAAAACCUAUGUCUCGGACAUGAGUGACUAUAAAGGAAUCACAGAGAGGCAGCACGAGGCCGUCUCGGACUGUAUAGAAGAGAUGGGAGAUACUGUUGACAGGUUGAGAAGUUCGCUGAAGGAACUGAAGCAUCUGGAGGAAGGCGAAAGCGGGGAAGACUUCUGGUUGUGUCUGGGCAAUGUCCGGACAUGGACAAGUGCGGCUCUGACGGAUGAGACAACGUGUCUUGAUGGGUUUGGAGGGAAAGCCAUGGAUGGAGAGCUGAAAAGCUUAAUCAGAGAACACAUUCUGCGUGUGGCACAAGAUACGAGCAAUGCAUUGGCUUUGAUCAAUGUCUUUGCUUCCAAGCAUUGAAGAUAUUGUGGUCUUGGGGGACGGAGUGUUUUAAUCUUGGAUUUGGUUUCUUUUGUGUUUUCAAGAAAUGUUUGUAUGGUUUGUCUCUGAGUCAAUAUCAGGUUUCGAUUGCCACAUUGUUAUGUCAUCUACGGGCUUACGUUGUUCGAAGCAAUGAUUUCUGUAAGCCAUGUAGAGGAUGUUGCAAUCUUAUCUUUUAAACCAUUUUCGGGUCAUCUUUGAUGGCAUUAA
Messenger RNA from Brassica oleracea var. oleracea, 1095 nucleotides. RefSeq names its product 21 kDa protein. The record is from RefSeq and is a predicted model, not a curated record. Gene Ontology annotation, molecular function: enzyme inhibitor activity. Lineage: Eukaryota; Viridiplantae; Streptophyta; Magnoliopsida; Brassicales; Brassicaceae. Gene Ontology annotation, biological process: negative regulation of catalytic activity. The coding region runs from base 259 to 864 and encodes 201 amino acids. The transcript has a single exon.